This is a messenger RNA of Xylona heveae TC161, 2202 nucleotides long. RefSeq lists its product as hypothetical. The record is from RefSeq and is a predicted model, not a curated record. The coding region runs from base 1 to 2202 and encodes 733 amino acids. Lineage: Eukaryota; Fungi; Ascomycota; Xylonomycetes; Xylonales; Xylonaceae. The transcript is spliced from 2 exons. Gene Ontology annotation, biological process: endonucleolytic cleavage in ITS1 to separate SSU-rRNA from 5.8S rRNA and LSU-rRNA from tricistronic rRNA transcript (SSU-rRNA, 5.8S rRNA, LSU-rRNA). Gene Ontology annotation, cellular component: 90S preribosome; nucleolus.
AUGGCGAAGAAGUCGGACAAAGUAUCAGCCGCCACCAAGCAUGCGCCGAAAGACGAGAAAUCUACCAAUGGCGCAAAGGACAACACUCGACCCACAAAACGAGCCAAGCUGCUGGAUGAUGAUUCCAGCGACAAUAGUGACUCUGAAGAGGCCGGAGGUGUCAUCUUGAGCAAAGAUGAUGAUGAUAAAGAUGAAGCAGGUUUCAAGAUCAACAAGGAGUAUGCACGGAGAUUUGAACACAACAAGAAGCGAGAAGAAAUGCAUAGAUUGGAGGAAAAGUACGGUAAAGACAAUGCUUCCAAGAAGCGAAAGGCUUCGGACGGUGAGGGUUCCGACGAGGAAUCGGACUCCGAAUCUGAGUCGGAGGACGACGAUGCUCUUCUAGCAACGGAGGCUUUGGACCAAGAAAUCAACGCCACGCUUCAAGCAAUCCGUGCCAAGGAUCCGCGGGUCUAUGACAAGGAUGUCACAUUUUACAGCGAAUUCAACCCGGAUUCGGAACAGGCAACUUCCGAAAAGAAGGAGAAGCCUAUGUUUCUGCAAGACUAUCACCGGAAGAAUCUCCUUGAAGGCAAAGUUGGCGCUGAGGGCGAAGAAGACGAAGAUGCGCCGCCCAGGACGUAUGCCCAGGAGCAGGACGACUUGAAGAAGAGUAUCCUCAAGGAAAUGCAUGCCGCUGCUGAUAGUGAGAAGGAGGCCAGCGAUGACGACCAGGAGGACGAGGAUGGUGACUUCCUGAUCCGCAAGGGUCCCAGCCAUGAACAACUGGCCAAGGAAAUGGCUGCAGAAGCCGCAAAGAAGCCUGUCGCGCUGGACGUUGCCAGUGCGGACCAGGACCCCGAAAAAUACUUGUCCAACUUUAUGACCGCUAGGGCCUGGCUGCCAAGUGGUGGGUCCAAAUGGCAAGCUUUUGAAUCUGACGAUGAAGACGACGAGCGCCGCGCCGAUGAAUUCGAACAAGCUUAUAACCUCCGGUUCGAAGACCCACAAGCCGCAAACGAGAAGCUCAUCUCCCAUGCUCGUGAUGCUACAAACAAAUACUCUGUGCGACGUGAGGAGAUAAGCGGGCGCAAGAAGGCCCGUGAGGCUGAGCGGGUCAAGAAGGAAGCUGAAAAGGCCGAGCGCACUGCGGACAAGGCCCGGCUGCGGAAACUCAAGAUUGAACAAAUGGAGGAGAAGGUCAAGAAGAUCAAGGAAGCCGCUGGAGUCAAGGGCCAGGCUCUCGGUGAGGACGACUGGGCAGAGUUCCUUGAGGAAGGCUGGGAGGGAGACAAAUGGGAAGAGGCGAUGAAGAAGCGGUUCGGCGAGGACUACUAUGCCGAGCAAGAUGCCGCAUCCUCAUCCGAAGGCGACGCUGGCGCCGAUGGAGGCGAGAAGCAGAAAAAGAAGAAGCCCAAGAAGCCUACUUGGGACGACGACAUUGAUAUCAAAGACCUCGUGCCGGACUUUGAAGAUGAGGAAUCCGGGAAGAAGCCCGACAUUACCUUGUCUGAUGAUGACGACGAAAACAACAAUGGCGAAGAUGCCGCUCAGGCGAUCGCCAACGCCGCAAACGAGGACGAGGACGAAGACGGCGACGUUGACAUGGAUGAUGCCGACGCCGAUGGCGAAGCCACCAAGGCCAAAGGCAAGACCAAGAAGGACCGCCUGCGGGAACGCGAGGAAGCCAAACGCUCCGCCCGCCGUGAGCGCCGCAAGAUUGAACAGUUCGUUGACUCAAAGAUGGACAUGGAAGACGCGCUGGCCAUGCCAGGCGCUUCCAAGGCCGCCUCUGGUCGGUUCAGGUAUCGCGAGACUUCGCCCACCGCGUACGGUCUCACCCCACGCGACAUUCUUAUGGCUUCGGACACACAACUUAACCAAUUCGCUGGUCUGAAGAAACUCGCUGCCUUCCGUGACGCCGAGAAGAAGCGCAAGGACAAGAAGAAGCUCGGCAAGAAGGCUCGUCUGCGGCAAUGGCGUAAAGAAACUUUUGGCGAUGAGGACGGCCCUACAUUGGAGCUGCGUGAGUAUCUCGCUCGCGAGGCGGGCGUGCCUAUCGAGAGCCUAGGAAAGGGUGAAGGCUUUGCGCGUCCAGGCGCUGCCGCGUCUCAAGGCAACGAGGACGAAGGAGGUGUGGACAUCCGCGAAGGUGGAAAGAAGAAGAAGAGACGGUCGAGAAAGAACAAGCAGCCCCAAGGCGAAAAUGAGAUUGCUGCGUAA